This is a messenger RNA of Lachancea dasiensis, 1245 nucleotides long. The record is from the annotation of a GenBank genome assembly. NCBI's taxonomy places the organism in Eukaryota, Fungi, Ascomycota, Saccharomycetes, Saccharomycetales, Saccharomycetaceae.
AUGGACCCUUACUCAACGCUUGGUCUCACGUCGGAUGCUUCGCAAGAAGACAUAAAGAAGGCCUACAGACGAUUGGCACUGCAACACCAUCCCGACAAAGUCUCAGACGAAUCGCUGCGCGAGGAAAGCGAGGUCAAAUUCAAAGAAGUAGCCGCUGCGUAUGAGAUUUUGAGCGAUCCCGAGAAGCGCCAUAACUACGAUACCUACGGGGACGCCAAUGGGUAUGAAAACGAUUAUCAAGAUGGGGAUUUUGCCAGUUUCUUUGGUAAUUUCGCCAAUGGAGGCAGAGGCGGAGGAGCUUACGAUGAUGGGAACGGGUCUACAUAUCGCACAUCGCGCACCGCUGAUGCUCACGUCGCUCUGAAGCUCUCUAUGCAGGAGUUGUACAGCGGGCGGUCGGUGAGAUUCCAAUCUAAGCGUAAUGUCGUGUGCGGACGUUGCGAGGGCUCUGGAAUAAGGAAAAAAGCUCGUCAUGCCGCAAACUGCGCCCAGUGCGAAGGGUCUGGUAUGAAGGAGCGGUUAAGAAGAGUGGGUCCAGGGUUUGUCACAAGAGAACAAGUUCAGUGCGAUGGUUGUAAAGGUUUGGGCAAACAACUGCGAUCCGAUGAUAUGUGCAAGAAAUGCCACGGCAAAAGAGUUACUUCCGAGGCUAAAAGUUUGAGUGUUUACAUCCCGCGUGGCUCUCGUCACCUCGAUAUGGUCGUUUUAACGGGCGAAGCAGAUCAGGAGCCCGGGAAAACUCCCGGUGACUUGAUUUUUGAUAUAAAUGAGGAUAGCACCACCAGCAAACUUGAACGCCGUGGUCAGGAUCUCUAUACGUCAAUGAACAUUUCACUCGCAGAUGCCCUAUGUGGGUUCGAAAAAGAUGUGUGCGUUCACUUGGACGGCCGUGUCAUCAGGUUGAAAAUACCCACUGGGCAGGUAUUGAGACCGGGCAAUUUUAUUUGUCUGAAAAAUGAAGGCUGGCCGUUGAGCGAUCAGGGCGACAAAUUCGGGGACAUGUAUGUUAGGGUUGAGAUUGAGUUUCCCCCAGAUAACUGGUUCAGCGAGCGAAAAGAUCUACAAACGUUGCGAAACAUACUCCCACAAUCGGGCACAUCGUCCGCCGCAGCGAGCUCUCAGAAUGCAGAUCCGGCAAAUACCGAAUACCCAUCGAAUUUUAGCAUUAUUAAACACUCAGACGACCUACCCACUUACAUAUCCGAGGAACCGCAACCGGAGGGACCGCAAUGCGCACAACAGUAA